ACCCGGCGCGGUGACCGCGGAGGAGAAAAGAAAAGGAGACGAACAAGCGACGGCGGCCUCUCUCACGGGACGAGGUCUGUGUGACGCAUCUCGCGAGCCCACUCGCUGGAAUCACUCGGCCCCGCGCGCGGCGGCUUCUUGCGAGGCGUCCGCCCGUUUUUUGCGACUCACGACGCGGGCCACAGAGACGUCACAUAAAGGCGAGUAACGGGACAGCGAUGAGACGUUACGGCGUAGCGGCGCUCUAAUCGCAUGUGCUGGCUCGGGGCCCGGCGCUGGAGAGAGCGACACGAACCGCAGACCGCGCGAGUCCGUCCAUCACAUUUGAGGGGUGUCUUUUUUUUUUUCUUUUUUUUUUUUCAACUGGCUAGCUUAGCGCGGAAGCCGCAUCCGAUGCUGGCGCUUUCGCUCUCGUGCGCUUUUGAUUUAGGGUUAGCUAGGCGGCUAACCGGGGCGCGCUGAUGAGCCGCUGUGCGUGUGUGCGUAGCGGAAUGAUGAUGAUUAGAGGAAACCACCACCAGAGAGGGUCUAAUGGCUCACAUUAAUUAUCGAAAGAAUAUUUGAUUAUUGCUUUUUUUUUGGUGGUAAUUAUCAAAUACAGCCUCGUCGCUGGUAAUACGCGGCGGGCCCUUCUAUUAAUUAUAAAAACUGCCCUGCACGCGAAGAAUGGGGGAAUUAAGCUACUGAAGAGCGUAAGCUGGUUAGAUAAGCUCGUUUUAGGUGUUUUUUAUGCGAGCUAGCAAGCUGGUUUGAAGAUUAGUUGCAGUGACUGGACCGUACUGCUCCCCGCACCUCCCUCUGCCCCUCAAUUGGAGUAUUUUCUAUUUUUUUUCCGUCUCUAUUUUCGGGUUGCGCGUUGUCUGCGCGCUCUUCUCUCUCUAAAGAGCGCUCUCUGUUAGCCUCCCUCUUUCUCUCUCUCUCUCUCUCUCUCUCUCUCUCUGCGCCGCGACACAAUGAGCGGCCAAAGCAUGGACGCCGCGCCGGCCGCCGAAGUGGAGCCCAUGCCGGGAUACUUGGACCUGAUGAGCAGAGCCUCCACCGUGAUGCUGGGCGCAUGGAGAGACUGUAGUUCCUGCGGCCUGGAGCUCUCCAAACGGACUCUCCUGGAUAACGCGUACAUCACCUGGACCGAAAUCGCCCUGUUCCUCUUUAGCGCCUUUUUGUGGACGCAGGUCAGACGGGGACUGACAGAAAGUCUGUUUCAGCCUCUAGCACAGUGGUGCAGGCUGCUGCCCAAAGAUGCUGCCAAGAUGCCGGAGAGUGCGUGGAAGCUGGUCUUCUACACCAUGUCGUGGUCAUACAGCACCUACCUGCUCUUCUUCACCUCCUACUCCUUUUUCCAUGACCCGCCGUCUGUCUUCUACAACUGGCAGAGCGGCAUGUCAGUGCCUGCGGACAUCGCCAUAGCCUACCUGAUCCAGGGCAGCUUCUACGGUCACUCCAUCUACGCGACACUCUACAUGGACGCGUGGAGGAAGGACUCCGCCGUGAUGGUGGUGCACCACAUCAUCACCCUAGCACUCAUCAGCUUCUCCUACGCCUUCAGAUACCACAACGUGGGCAUUCUGGUGUUGUUCCUCCACGACAUCAACGACAUCCAGCUGGAGUUCACCAAGCUCAACAUCUACAUGAAGUCCAGAGAGGGAGGCUAUCACCUGCUCAACGACGUGCUGUCCAACAUGGGCUCCGUCAGCUUCAGCAUCACCUGGUUCUGGUUCCGUCUGUACUGGUUCCCUCUUAAAGUGCUGUACGCCACAUGUGUGUCCAGCCUUCAGUCUGUCCCCAACAUCCCCUUCUACUUCUUCUUCAACACGCUUCUCCUGGCUCUGCUGCUCAUGAACAUCUACUGGUUCUUGUUCAUCGUGGUUUUUGUAGUGAAAGUGCUAAAGGUGAAAGAGGUGAACGACGUCAGGGAGUACGAGGACGAGGACGGCAGCAAGGCGGCAUCCGGGCUGCACAGAGAACCUCAGGCAGAAAACAACGAUGGAGAUGCUGGACAUCACAUCUCUGCCCGGGGGAAGCCGGUGCAGAACGGGGUCACCAAAGAGAAGCACCUAUAACAGGCUCUCCGCUGCCACCACCUGGCACUGGGCUACAAGUGCAAGCAAGACCAGGCGCCCUCGUUAAAAAAAAAAACCGUGGCUGAAGGCGAGAGCGUCAUGGAAAGAAAAAAGGGAGGAAGAUUGCAAGUUGCGUUGCAAUUGGUUUUUACGCAUUUUGUUUUUAGAACAUUUCAUUUCAUCGCUGUCACUUUGUUUUGUUUUUAUUAGAGCGCUGUGAAUGUUAUUUCAGGUUUGUGUUAUUGUUGCAAACUUUACUUUUGAUAGGAACGGAAACCAGUUUGGGUGACUGUGAUUGUCCCAGAGCAACCUUUAGCGACCUGGUGAACAAGCAACGUGCUAGUUCUAUAAGAGGGAGCUGUGUGUUUGACUCCUCGUCUCCUUUAAACCACCACAAGAAACACAAUCAUGAUUCCAAAGGGACACAUCGCGCU
This is a messenger RNA of Pungitius pungitius (ninespine stickleback), 2494 nucleotides long. It is a transcript of the gene cers1, whose product is annotated as ceramide synthase 1. Gene Ontology annotation, cellular component: membrane. The transcript is spliced from 7 exons. Gene Ontology annotation, molecular function: sphingosine N-acyltransferase activity. Gene Ontology annotation, biological process: ceramide biosynthetic process. The record is from RefSeq and is a predicted model, not a curated record. Bases 954 to 2060 code for a protein of 368 amino acids. Lineage: Eukaryota; Metazoa; Chordata; Actinopteri; Perciformes; Gasterosteidae.